UUGUAGACGGAAGAAACCCGAGAAAUAAGCAGAGGACAGAGAGAGCGUCUCAUAAGGUAAACCGAAUCUCACUUUAACCAUUAUAUAGAACUAUAUCGGAUGUCUUGAUAACACCAUCAUGUAAUUAGAUAAGAACUAUAGUCUGCAUGUGAAGGUUACGGGUCUCGCUCGGUGCGUACAAUCGAAACACAAACCAGUUCUUGAAGAUGCCACGUUUACCUCGGAUCCGAAUUCAGAAAUCGAUCGAUGUGUAGGACUUCAGGCGGAGGGUGAACCAACUCCAGGAGCCUCUCCUUCAUUCAAGGUCGGUCAUAGGCAAUGCUCCAAAGAAGAUGGGACAAGCUUUGUGUAUAUGCUCGCGCAGUGCCAUCACCAUUGACAACAAGAGAUAUUACUUCAUCCAGAAACUAGAAGAAGGAGGUUUCAGCUAUGUGGAUCUGGUAGAAGGUGCACAUGAUGGCCACUUCUACGCUCUAAAGCGAAUCCUUUGCCAUGACCGCGAGGGCCGCAAAGAGGCUCAGACUGAGGUGGAGAUGCACCGCCUUUUCAACCAUCCCAACAUCCUCAGCCUGACUGCACACACCUUCAUGGAGCGUGGCGGAAAGUGUGAGGCCUGGCUGUUGCUCCCAUACAUCAGUAAGGGAAGUCUGUGGUCCGUUCUUGAGAAGCUGCGGGAUAAGGGAAGCUCUAUGCCAGAGAGCCGCAUACUACAUAUUCUGCAUGGCAUCAGUGAAGGCCUGAAAGCAAUACAUGACAAAGGCUAUGCACACAGGGACUUGAAACCCACCAACGUUUUACUGGAUGAGAACGAUCGCCCUUUUUUAAUGGACUUGGGCUCCAUGAACAAGGCCAGGAUUGAAGUUCGGGGCUCACGGGAGGCCAUGACAAUACAGGAUUGGGCCGCUCAGAGGUGCACCAUCUCGUACAGAGCACCAGAGCUCUUUAAUGUGGAGAGUCACUGUAUCAUUGAUGAGAGAACAGACAUUUGGUCUCUAGGUUGUGUGUUGUACUGUAUGAUGAUGCUGGAGGGACCAUAUGACUUGAUAUUUCAGAAGGGUGACAGUGUGGCUCUCGCCGUCCAGAAUCCAGUCUCCAUUCCACAGUCGUGCAGUUAUUCUCAAGGUCUUCAAACCCUCCUCAGCUCCACUAUGGUGGCCAAUCCUCAGGAAAGGCCCAGAAUCAGCUGGGUCCUUGACCAAGUCCAGAACCUUCGGGACUCAAACUGUACAGACGUGGAUACCAACAGAGUAUGAUGCUUCCACUGAGAUUUCAUGUCAGUUUUCCUGUUGACUCUGGACAUUUUGGACUAUGCACUCUCUCCUUCGGACAAAAAUAACCCACUGGACUCACAAGCCUUGCAAACAUUUGCUCUAUUUUACCUCAGUGAGCUCAGUACCCCAUGGUUACACACUCCAGCAUGAUCACGCUAGCCUUCAAAUCGGUGUCUCAUAUUUCACACCGAAAUCUAUUUUGAGCAAUGCAAUGACCUUAUGAUUUUGGGGUAAAAUAUGAACUGGGCAUGUUUCUGAUUUUCUUUAAUGUCACACUAAACACUCAAUAGAGGGCAAUAGCUCUAGUUGCUGUAUUUUCACAGGGCAACUGUUACAUUACAAACCAGUUGUUUUAGGAUUGUAAUUUGGCCUACCUUUUUUUCUCAUUUCUUAGCUUUUACAUUUUAAGGAAUGAAAAGAAAUGUAUAUUUAAGAGGAUUCUGAUUAGAAUUUUAGCUGUUAAAAAUGCAAUUGACAUUAGUUAGGUUAUUUAAACAUAGCUCUCCUGAUAAAGCAAGACAUUCAAGGUUUUUUUGUGGGCAGAGAAUUAGGGAUUUUGUGUUUUGAAGGUCUUAAGAUAACGCUGAGUUACUGCCAGUGGACUUCCAUUUGUGAAACCGAUUUCUGACUAAAAUCAUUCUUAUGAAUGUUGUAGCAUUGAAAAAACAGUUCUGCUCAAGUUUAAUGAAGGACUCUGAAAGUAGGGCUGAAGAAUUUGUGGAUUAAAGUACAAGUAAUUUUAACUUGUAUGGCUAUAGCUCUCAACUUUUAUUACGAAGUGAAAGUGUGUUAGUUAUGCUACGCUCAGUUUAUUGUUUCAGAGAUUUUUUAACUAAAGGUCAUGCCUGUGAAAACUUGUUCGUGUUAGUCACAUUACUUUGUAAAAAGAAUGUGUUCACUUUUAUCUUUUUAAGUGGUACAAAUGACUGUAAAUAUGAGUUUCUUUAAUUGCUUACAGUAUUUGAGUGUUCUUUAAAGGAAACUUGUACAAAUAUGAACAUUUGAAAUGUAUUUAAGUAUGCAUUUUAAUUGAGCAAGAAAUCCAUGUCUAUAGAGAUAAUUGCUGCAUUCAGUUAUUUGUUUAUUAUGUCUGAUAAGUCUCCUUUAGUGUGGAGCAAUCUCACAAACAAAAUUUACCUACAUGUGUUUCUGCUUUUUGUUUGUUUUAUUUAUUAAUAUUUUUUAGCAGCAGUAAUUUUUCUGAUUAUUUCAGAAAAAUUGUCGCAAUAUUCAGAUUUACUGCAGAUUGAUUUGGACUCGAAUGUUAAUGUGUUUUUGAAAGGAUAUUUUAACCUGCACGUGUCAAGUCUUGCUUCUGUUCAGGAAUUCAUAAUUAUGCAAGCCUGUAAACUUCUAGGAUAUAAGACUGGAGACAUAUAUCUUGGCAUUCAUUUACAUGUAUGUCAUUCCUUGUUGUAAUAUGAUGAAUAAAGUGUGAUUGAAACGGCAA
Messenger RNA from Carassius gibelio (silver crucian carp), 2721 nucleotides. Its product is annotated as serine/threonine-protein kinase 16. NCBI's taxonomy places the organism in Eukaryota, Metazoa, Chordata, Actinopteri, Cypriniformes, Cyprinidae. The coding region runs from base 333 to 1253 and encodes 306 amino acids. Gene Ontology annotation, biological process: protein phosphorylation. Gene Ontology annotation, molecular function: ATP binding; protein serine/threonine kinase activity. The record is from RefSeq and is a predicted model, not a curated record. Gene Ontology annotation, cellular component: cytoplasm; Golgi apparatus. The transcript is spliced from 8 exons.